AUGGAGCUUAAUCAUUUAGAUGCCGAGUCCGAGGACAUAGAUAGGGAGUUGCCCUUGCAGAGAAAUCUCGAGGAGAAUGGCCUUCACCACCCACAUUAUCCAUCUUCAGUUAGAAAAAAGGCUUAUAUUUUCGAUGGUGAUGGCAAUUACUACAAUAAGGAAUGGGAUCUUGCUCAAGGCACAGGCAAUGAGUUCUGUUGGUACCAUGUCGAACUCCCGAAAGGCAAUCAAAAGCUAGCCCAACUCGCACAGUACCUUAUCGAUGUCCUUUGCCCUCCCCUCAAGCUCCAGGACAUACUCUCGCUUGUUAGCAAUGGGCCGUUUUGUGGGCACGUUGAUGGCGCCCUUGUUUUCAGGGUAAAUUCACCCGGGCCCACCUCAAGCAAGUUUACUUUUAGGAUUGCUGCAAGAAUUACCGAGGGCUCGGUUAUUACUGUGUCAUUGAGCCGGGUUCCAAGAUUGGGCUUUUCGCCUGCGAACGAGUCUUUGCUGUCCGAGAUUCCGGUCGUUGAGGGUUCUAGUCGUGGGGGUGGUGAGAAUGAGGGUCGGGGAGGUAUUGUGAUUAGGGAACAUGUAUUGGAUUUUCUCCUGACGAUGAAUCAUUCGGAGGAGGCAGAUAAUCCGGUGCCUAGGAAGGUCUCGAAUCUCGUUGUUCACGUUGUGGAUACACACGUGGAUCACCUUCAGGACCUAGUGACGAAGCUCGAGAUUGAGCUGGAUGCUGUCGAGUUUGAGUUGGAUAGAGGUGGCUUUGUUUUGAAAAAACAAUUGUUAGAUGAUAGGAAAUUUCCAAGAAUGCAUCUCGACUUGCAACGCCUUUUGCAGGUGAUUGCACAUGGCGAACAAGUAUUCCCCCGAGUUAAGGAGAAGUGUUCAUCAAAAGAAUGGUUUGCGAGUGAAGAUAUUAAUGCCUUAGAGGAAUUAAUUGGCCGGAUAAGGAGACUAAAGGAGAAUGUCGGCUUUAUAGCAAAUCGUGUGACGGCAAUUCAGGCUGGCCUGGACAGCUGGCAGGCCGAGCAGAUUAAUCGAAAAUUAUACUAUCUUUCAUUCCUCUCCAUCAUUUUUCUGCCUUUAUCCAUAAUUACCGGAGUGUUUGGGAUGAAUGUCGGUGGAGUUCCAUGGACGGGACAAAGGGACCCUGAACUGAAAGACGGGUUUCGUAAUGUGAUGAUUCUCUGUUUUGCAAUGCUGGUGAUCAUUCUAUUGUGCUUCCUUUUUCCGGCCAUUUAUAAAGGUGUAACAGCCUGGAAGAAAAGGCGAGUGUUAAGAAAAAGUUGGUCUCUCAACCGGAGAUCCUUCUUUAGAAGAACCGAGAGGGGAGGAUAUCUUCGACUUUAG
This is a messenger RNA of Striga hermonthica, 1338 nucleotides long. The record is from the annotation of a GenBank genome assembly. Lineage: Eukaryota; Viridiplantae; Streptophyta; Magnoliopsida; Lamiales; Orobanchaceae.